GUUUGAAUCAACAAAGAGCAAAGAGUUCAUAGCAAAGCAAAACUUUGAAACAGAGCAAACGCAAAUAGUAACCACAAGAGGAAGUGAAACGAUGUCUCUAAUUCCAAGCAUCUUCGGAGGAAGAAGAACGAACGUUUUCGAUCCAUUCUCUCUAGACGUAUGGGAUCCAUUCGAAGGAUUCUUGACGCCGUCAGGAUUGGCAAACGCACCGGCUAAGGAUGUGGCAGCGUUCACUAACGCCAAAGUUGAUUGGAAGGAGACACCUGAGGCGCACGUGUUCAAGGCGGACUUACCGGGGCUAAAGAAAGAAGAGGUGAAGGUGGAGGUUGAAGAUGGCAACAUCCUUCAGAUAAGCGGAGAGAGGAGCAAUGAGAAUGAAGAGAAGAAUGACAAGUGGCACCGUGUGGAGCGGUCUAGUGGGAAGUUCAUGAGGAGGUUUAAGCUACCGGAGAAUGCGAAGAUGGAAGAAAUCAAGGCCAGUAUGGAGAAUGGUGUGUUGUCGGUUACCGUGCCUAAAGUGCCAGAGAAGAAGCCUGAGGUUAAGUCCAUUGAUAUCUCCGGUUAAAGGUGAAUGUUUAAGACCAAAAAAUGUGUGAUUGUAGUGAAAUAAUUGGUGUGUGUGAUUUUCCUGUAAUCUUUGUAUCAUUUUCAUCAAAUCUUAAUAAGAGUGUGUUUUGAAACA
Messenger RNA from Arabidopsis lyrata subsp. lyrata, 682 nucleotides. Its product is annotated as 17.6 kDa class I heat shock protein 3. The transcript has a single exon. The record is from RefSeq and is a predicted model, not a curated record. Lineage: Eukaryota; Viridiplantae; Streptophyta; Magnoliopsida; Brassicales; Brassicaceae. Gene Ontology annotation, biological process: response to hydrogen peroxide; response to heat; response to salt stress. Bases 92 to 565 code for a protein of 157 amino acids.